AUGACCGUUAAAAAUAUUGCCCUGAUUGGGCUUCUGACAAUUGUUACCGCCCUCCCAUUGGAGCAGCUGUGGCAGUUGGUUCCGAAUUCCGAAGGGUAUUUGCACCUAGUCAACAUAAACCCAUACCAACUGCCAUCAGCGGACCCAAGUGAACCGGAGCACCUAUUCGUACCGGAAACUGAUAUGGUGUUCCGACUGUUCACCAGGAGCCACCCGACAGAACCGCAAUUUCUAGAAAUUGGAAAUCCCUCCUCGAUCACUGGAUCCAACUUCAAUGCAGCACAUCCCACCCGAUUCACCAUUCACGGCUGGAACGGAAAUGGUAACGAUGGUUCGAACACAGUCAUUCGUGACAGUUUUCUCUCGGUCGGAGACUUCAACGUUAUCAGCGCCGAUUGGACUGUUGCCGCCGUUAAUCCAAACUACAUUUCAUCACGCAAUGCAGUGGGACCAGCAGGGACAGGUGUUGGUAGCCUGAUUGAUGAGUUGAUUGUACAUGCAGGUGCCAACUUGGAUAAUAUUUAUGUUAGUGGUUUCAGCUUGGGGGCUCAUGUUGCUGGUAACACGGGAAAAUAUCACAACGGCAACAUAAACACAAUAAUUGCUCUGGAUCCAGCAGGGCCUCUAUUCUCAGCCGGACAGAGCGAUGCUGUAUCUCCUCAGGAUGGACAGUACGUGGAAACUAUCAUGACCAACGCAGGAUUACAAGGUAUUAAUGUACCGUUGGGUCAGGCAAACUUUUACCCAAAUGGCGGUCGUCGACAACCCGGUUGUGGCACCGAUAUUAACGGGGCGUGCGCCCACGCACGAGCGCCAACAUUGUAUGCAGAAUCGAUCAGUUCGUCGGUUCCAUUCCGGUCAACACGAUGUGCAAGUCAUGCCGAGAUCCUAGAGGGCAUUUGUACUCCGAGUGGAACGGAUGCUAAUCUGGGUGGAGACCCUUCCAACAAUGGUUGUGGCGCCAAUGGCGUUUAUUUCUUAUCUACUAACGAUGAAGCACCAUUUGCACAGGGUUAAAUAAAACUAUUCAAAUUUUGAUAAAAAGACGCCAUAAACGGAUAAAAAUCUAUCAACAUUCAAAAUCUAUUUUUACCAGCCAUUUAGUAGAUACUACAGAUAGUCGGGUUCGGCUUUUUGGACCCGUACCCGGAAGCCGGACCCGACCCAAGCAGACCGGCUUCUGUAACUUCUCGGGUUCGGGUCGGGUUUCGGGUUUUCAAAUUUUAAAUUCUCGGGUUUGCGUUGGGUUAGGGUUUUUCAAAAUUUUAUCUCUCGGUUUCGGGUCGGGUCCGGCUUUUACAAAUUUGGAUUGGCUUCGAAUUUUAACAAAUUAAACCUAACAAUUUCUUGCUGCUGUUUGCAUCUAUACACAACAUCUAGUCGCUUUUUGUCGAUUUGAAUGUUUCCAAGAUGGGCGAUUUGAAUGUUUCCACGAUGGCAAAAAUAAUGCCGAUAAGUCUCCGUUACGAUACACGUUAUAUCCGUCUAAUGCAACCGACCCCUGGAUAGUCUACUUCCGGAUCAACGAUAAACCAUUUAACAUCAUUAAUAUAUCGUGUGACCUAACUACAGUACACGCGGCCUUGUAUGAAGAAGUAUGUUGUCUAUAUACCCGCCCGGGAAGUAGAGAUUGAUGGUGUAGUCUCCGACAGAGGCUUUAAUUGCGAAGAUCUGCUGAAGUAUGAGGUUGACUUCUCCAAGAAUCCUUUUGCACCAGUCAGUAAAUUCUAGAUUGCAAGCAAUUCCAUUCAGCAACAAUAGAGACAACAAUUGGGCCAUGCAGCUACUCAUUGUAGAAACAAGGAACGGUUUGGAAAAGGCGGAGAGAAUCAUUGAAAGUCUUCCUGUGGAGCGGUUACAUAUAGACUGGACAUAUCCCGUUUGCAAAUUACGCGAAGAAAAACUGAUACAUUCUUUUAAGGUAGGGGAGACUGAGGAGACUUGAUCCCCUUUUUUAUUUUUCAAUCCUACUCCGUGGAAUGAUACAAAAACUAUGUAUUUUUUGUACUUUUAUAUUGUUUCUAGGGUUGACUGAUAGUCAUAAAAAAAUUACACGGAAAUAUUAUACU
Messenger RNA from Topomyia yanbarensis, 2069 nucleotides. RefSeq names its product lipase member H-like. The record is from RefSeq and is a predicted model, not a curated record. NCBI's taxonomy places the organism in Eukaryota, Metazoa, Arthropoda, Insecta, Diptera, Culicidae. The coding region runs from base 1 to 1017 and encodes 338 amino acids. The transcript is spliced from 2 exons. Gene Ontology annotation, molecular function: lipase activity. Gene Ontology annotation, biological process: lipid metabolic process.